AUGGUUGGAGUAGUUUUACCUGGAAAUAUUUCUGAUGUCAAAUGUGACAUUCCUGAAUUAAGGGGUGAUAACUAUAAGGUGUGGAAAGAAAGAGUGCUACUGCAAUUGGGAUGGAUGGAUAUUGACUAUGCUGUUAGGAAAGACGAACCACCUGUUGUAACGGAGACUAGUACUCCAGAUGCAAUUAGUCUUUAUGAAAAGUGGAAGAGGUCCAACCGUCUCUCAGUUAUGUUCAUAAAGAUUAAAAUAUGUGCUAGUAUACGUGGUUUUGUCGAUAAGCAUACUAAUGUUAAAGAACUCAUUAAGGCCAUCGAUGAGCAGUUUGCAACUUCUGAUAAAGCUCUUGCUAGCACCUUAAUCAUGCAGUUUUCAUCCAUGAGGCUCAUUGAGACCAAGGGAGUGCGUGAUUACAUCAUGCGCAUGAGGGAUAUAGCAGCUCAACUUAAGGAUCUGGAAGUUACCAUGUCCGAGUCUUUCCUAGUGCAUUAUAUUUUGUGCACUCUUCCUAAUUAA
Molecule: messenger RNA, 513 nt
Organism: Chenopodium quinoa (quinoa)
Lineage: Eukaryota; Viridiplantae; Streptophyta; Magnoliopsida; Caryophyllales; Amaranthaceae
Exons: 2
Coding region: 1-513 (170 amino acids)
Source: RefSeq, a predicted model, not a curated record